GUAUUUUUGCUGUCUUUAGGAAACAUGAGUUCUGAUGCAUUGUCUGAAGAAGAGCGUUUACUUAUUGAAGCUAAACGAAGGAAAGCUCUUGAGUCCCGUAACCGAAAUACUGUGGGUGGACUUGUUAGUUCAAUGCCUAUAGUUCAUAAACAGAAUAUGGUCGCUAAACAGCCCUUAUCAUGUCAAGGUGGUUAUGGUAGUACACAAGCUGCAAAAGUAGGCGAAAAUUUUGUACGUAUGGCUAAGACUUGGGUGAAUACUAGUAAUCCAACAACUGUAAAUACAACUAAAAAUCUAGUCAGUCAACAAACUUCACAAGUCAAACAGAAAUUCAAUGCGAAUUCUUUUUCUUCGAAAACUACUCAGUCUACUCAUAAUGAUGCUUCCAAGUCAAAGGUCAGCUUAGUUAAUGUACUAUGCACAUUGUGUUCGCCCAAUAGAUUUGAAGUACAUGCUAGAUAUCACGCUGGGCUGACACAGCUAUUCAAAUCUAUGAAUUCUAAACAGUAUGAUUCGCAGACAAGAAGAUGGUCAUUUGACUUAUCAGAAUAUAAUGAAUUCGUGAAAAAGGUCCAUGAAAAUAAUGAAUUACACUUGGAAGAGCUUCCUUAUGCUGUUCUUAAAAUUUUUCGAAGUCGAAUUUCAAUGAAACUUGGAACGAAUGAUGUGAAAGACAAUGAAAACAAUGAAGAAAUUGAUCAUUCCAUAUUGAAAGAUAGAAUACCGGAUGAUUUGUUGACAACAUUAUUUCCAUUUCAAAAAGAUGGUGUCUGUUUAGCUUUGAAACGAUCCGGUCGUAUUCUCUUAGCAGAUGAUAUGGGUCUAGGCAAAACAAUUCAAUCAUUAGCUAUUGCCUCAGCUUAUUAUUCUGAAUGGCCAUUAUUAAUUAUUGCACCAUCAUCUGUAAGAUUUUCAUGGAGAGAUCAAAUUAUUCGUUGGCUUGGCAAACCAUUGAAUAUAAAUGUAUCUCAUAUCACAGUUGUGAACAGUGGUAAAGAUAUUACUGAUGAUUGGCAAUUUUUUAAUUCAUCACCAAUUACUAUCAUUAGUUAUGAUUUAAUGAGUCGUUAUGGUAAAGAAUUAUUGAAACGACAAUAUGGUGUUGUGAUUGCGGAUGAAUCACAUUUCAUAAAAAAUACUAAAGCUGCUAGAACAAAAGCUGCAACCCCAAUUCUUAAGUCGGCUAAAAGAGUUUUACUCUUGUCUGGAACACCUGCAAUGUCAAGACCGGCUGAAUUAUUCCCGCAAAUAUCUGCAAUUUCUCCAAAUCUUUUUCAAGGUGGCUUUCAUGAAUUUGGACUACGUUAUUGUUCCGCCAAAGAAUGUCCUUGGGGAUGGGAUUAUUCUGGUUGUUCCAAUAUGACUGAACUACAAUUAGUUUUGGAGAGAUCAAUUAUGAUAAGUCUACUUAUAAGUAGUCAGUUACGUGAAGAUAGAAUAUGGCAUAUAUUUGUCUACCUGUUCAAGUUACUACACCAUAACAAAAACACUAUAGUAGUGAAAGUAGCGACAGCAUUAUUGGUGGCGAAAAUGAUUGGACAUAAACGCUACCAUUCGUGA
Schistosoma turkestanicum is the source of this 1560-nucleotide messenger RNA. The record is from the annotation of a GenBank genome assembly. NCBI's taxonomy places the organism in Eukaryota, Metazoa, Platyhelminthes, Trematoda, Strigeidida, Schistosomatidae.